AUGGAUCUAAGUAAAACACCGGGAAUGCAGCCGCCGGCCGGCCAGUCAUCUCAUUUCAAUGGGCCCUAUAGCUCACUUCAGAUUGGAACUGUCAUUUGUUUUGGCGUCACCUACUUCAUCGCUACAUGUUUUAUGGGGCUUCGGGUCUUCCAGGCGGUCAAGUUGGUCAAGAGUAUCGAGCUGGAUCUGAUUGUGAUCAUAAUUGCUUAUGGCGUAUCUGCGACCUACUUUGCCACGAUAGUUCAUCAGAUGACAUGGGGUUGGGGAAAGCACAUGUGGAAUGUCUCAUUGGCAGAUCUUGUGCAAUUCAACAAGGGCUUACUUCCCAAUACCUUGACCUAUUUGAUCUGCCCAGCCAUUACAAAAAUGGCCAUUGUGUCCGUUUUAUUUCGGAUUAAUCCCUCGGUGAUCUACCGCUGUAUUGUGAUAGCUGUUGCUAUUUCAAUCUUCGCAUAUACUCUGGUAUUAUGCACCAUCGUCGGAGGACCAUGCAACCCACUCAAAACCGGAACUACAGUAUGCUUGGAGAAUGUUGCUUUGGCUCAGUCGGUUUUAAACAUUGCAUCAGACAUCGCUGUCAUAGCCUUACCCAUCCCGACAAUCCAUGGUCUUCAUCUAUCCAUGAAGAAUAAAAUGACGGUCGGGUGUCUUCUAACCCUAGGAUCUGGCGUCAUCGUUUGCUCAAUCGCCCGCCUCCCUUACGUUCUCCUGCUCGACACAACCGAAGACGUAACCUACACCGAAGCGAUCCUAGGGAUAUGGUCAAUGGUCGAAAUAAAUCUCGGCAUCGUCUGCGCAUGUGCAAUGCGCAUGAAGAGAUUAAUUGCAACAUAUCUCCCGCGGCUAUCCUUGUUCUCGACUAACCCGAGCCAUACUGCUAAAAUAUCGCAUGGGUCGGACCUGAAGAGAUUCCAACCUAACGGUAGAGGUGAGCACUCAUACCAGCUUCACAGCCUCCAAGGGAGCAGUGCGGAUCCAUUUAGUUAUCCCGGUGGUAUAAAAUAUCAUCAAUCGUUCAAGGUUGAUGUACAAUCUAAAUAUGGGGGAGGUGGGGAUGCCGCGAGCACGGACAAAAUUUUGAUCUGA
Messenger RNA from Penicillium manginii, 1086 nucleotides. RefSeq lists its product as uncharacterized. The record is from RefSeq and is a predicted model, not a curated record. NCBI's taxonomy places the organism in Eukaryota, Fungi, Ascomycota, Eurotiomycetes, Eurotiales, Aspergillaceae. The transcript is spliced from 5 exons. Bases 1 to 1086 code for a protein of 361 amino acids.